AUGACUUCUCUAACCGGGGCACCAUUAGCCAAAAUCGUGGCAGUGACAUCUGAGAAUCAAGAAUUGAAGUCCAAAUUGACAGAAUCAAGGACCCAAUGUGAGAAUCUCGAGCAAGAAUUGAGAUUUCAAACGGCAAAGGCUCUAGAGUUCCAAGAGAUGCUCGCACUCAAGAGUGACGGGGACGUGGAUGCACUUUUGGCCAAGUUUAUGGAACAUUCUUUGACGUUGGCGGAACAGACUCUGGAGAUUGAUCAGCUGAAGUUGAAACUACGUGAAUCCGAAAAGGAAAAGAUCGCGAGAGACCAAGAACGCGAGGCGCACAUUGAAAUGAUGGCGUCGCUCAAUAGAUAUAUUCGACAACAAGGAAUUGCACUUCAACGCCUUGAAAAUCCGUCCUCGCUGACACCAAAAGAUUACGAAUAUGACGAGAUUGAUUCAGAAUUUGAUCAACUUUGUAAUAUUCAUGACCACUUGAAGGACGUCAAGCUUGUCAUUGAAAGGAAAGAGGCCCCAGUCGUGAUAGAGGACAGUCAAAAAGUUAAAAAGUUAAAUAAAGAUCUGAAGCAAGUACUGGCUGAGAGGGCUCACCUGAAAAGGAAGGUCGAAGCACAGAAUGCUGCCAUCUCCAUUCUUCAAGAGCGAAGUAAGACACGAGAAACAAGUAACUUAGCCUUGGUGAAAGACUUGAAAGAAAAGUACGAAAGCGAAAAACGUGGGUUACAGGAUACGCUACGCUCGCUGGAAGCGCAAAUCCAAACCCUCCGACAAAACGAAGAGCAAUCAGAAUCGGAGCCAAGCUGUCUUCAUGGCGAGCUCAUCGAAAUUGAAUCCCAAAAGUACGAGGAGAACUACGAGAUUUACGAGCCCCUCCUAUUCCUUACUGAUACAAAGGCAGACUGUGACGUGUUUGAAGAUGAUGCAUCCGAAAUCACAGCCAGCACGUUCCUCAAUUCAGAGUCCGAACAGUCCACCCCAGCAUCCAUGUCAUCUCUGCACCAGAGGAAGCAUGUGUCGCUAGAUGACUACAUGGAUUUUGGAACCAAAUUUGAGGCGAUUGCAGACUUUUCGAUGCAACGUUUCGAAAUAUAA
This is a messenger RNA of Cylindrotheca closterium, 1089 nucleotides long. Lineage: Eukaryota; Bacillariophyta; Bacillariophyceae; Bacillariales; Bacillariaceae. The record is from the annotation of a GenBank genome assembly.